Messenger RNA from Nomascus leucogenys (northern white-cheeked gibbon), 2179 nucleotides. It is a transcript of the gene HSF1, whose product is annotated as heat shock transcription factor 1. Gene Ontology annotation, molecular function: sequence-specific DNA binding; DNA-binding transcription factor activity. Gene Ontology annotation, biological process: regulation of DNA-templated transcription. Lineage: Eukaryota; Metazoa; Chordata; Mammalia; Primates; Hylobatidae. The record is from RefSeq and is a predicted model, not a curated record.
UGACGCGGGAGGGCGGCAGCGGCGGCGGCGGGAGCGCGCCCGUUGCAAGAUGGCGGCGGCCAUGCUGGGCCCCGGGGCUGUGUGUGCGCAGCGGGCGGCGGCGCGGCCCGGACGGCUGGCGCGGCGACGGCGUUAGCCCGGCCCUCGGCCCCUCUUCGCGGCCGCUCCCUCCGCCUCUUCCCGCCUUGCCCGAGAUGGAUCUGCCCAUGGGCCCCGGCGCGGCGGGGCCCAGCAACGUCCCGGCCUUCCUGACCAAGCUGUGGACCCUCGUGAGCGACCCGGACACCGACGCGCUCAUCUGCUGGAGCCCGAGCGGGAACAGCUUCCACGUGUUCGACCAGGGCCAGUUUGCCAAGGAGGUGCUGCCCAAGUACUUCAAGCACAACAACAUGGCCAGCUUCGUGCGGCAGCUCAACAUGUAUGGCUUCCGGAAAGUGGUCCACAUCGAGCAGGGCGGCCUGGUCAAGCCAGAGAGAGACGACACGGAGUUCCAGCACCCAUGCUUCCUGCGUGGCCAGGAGCAGCUCCUUGAGAAUAUCAAGAGGAAAGUGACCAGUGUGUCCACCCUGAAGAGUGAAGACAUAAAGAUCCGCCAGGACAGCGUCACCAAGCUGCUGACGGACGUGCAGCUGAUGAAGGGGAAGCAGGAGUGCAUGGACUCCAAGCUCCUGGCCAUGAAGCAUGAGAAUGAGGCUCUGUGGCGGGAGGUGGCCAGCCUUCGGCAGAAGCAUGCCCAGCAACAGAAAGUCGUCAACAAGCUCAUUCAGUUCCUGAUCUCACUGGUGCAGUCAAACCGGAUCCUGGGGGUGAAGAGAAAGAUCCCCCUGAUGCUGAACGACAGUGGCUCAGCACAUUCCAUGCCCAAGUACGGCCGGCAGUUCUCCCUGGAGCACGUCCACGGCUCGGGCCCCUACUCGGCCCCCUCCCCGGCCUACAGCAGCUCCAGCCUCUAUGCCCCCGAUGCUGUGGCCAGCUCUGGACCCAUCAUCUCCGACAUCACCGAGCUGGCUCCUGCCAGCCCCGUGGCCUCCCCCGGCGGGAGCAUAGACGAGAGGCCCCUGUCCAGCAGCCCCCUGGUGCGUGUCAAGGAGGAGCCCCCCAGCCCGCCUCAGAGCCCCCGGGUAGAGGAGGCGAGUCCCGGGCGCCCAUCUUCCGUGGACACCCUCUUGUCCCCGACUGCCCUCAUUGACUCCAUCCUGCGGGAGAGUGAACCUGCCCCCACCUCCGCCACAGCCCUCACGGACGCCAGGGGCCACACGGACACCGAGGGCCGGCCUCCCUCACCCCCGCCCACCUCCACCCCUGAAAAGUGCCUCAGCGUAGCCUGCCUGGACAAGAAUGAGCUCAGUGACCACUUGGAUGCUAUGGACUCCAACCUGGACAACCUGCAGACCAUGCUGAGCAGCCACGGCUUCAGCGUGGACACCAGUGCCCUGCUGGACCUGUUCAGCCCCUCGGUGACCGUGCCCGACAUGAGCCUGCCUGACCUUGACAGCAGCCUGGCCAGUAUCCAAGAGCUCCUGUCUCCCCAGGAGCCCCCCAGGCCUCCCGAGGCAGAGAACAGCAGCCCGGAUUCAGGGAAGCAGCUGGUGCACUACACAGCACAGCCGCUGUUCCUGCUGGACCCCGGCUCGGUGGACACCGGGAGCAACGACCUGCCGGUGCUGUUUGAGCUGGGAGAGGGCUCCUACUUCUCCGAAGGGGACGGCUUCGCAGAGGACCCCACCAUCUCCCUGCUGACAGGCUCGGAGCCUCCCAAAGCCAAGGACCCCACUGUCUCCUAGAGGCCCUGGAGGAGCUGGGCCAGCCAUGGCCUGCCCGCCCCCAGCCCCAGUGCAGGGCUGGUCUUGGGGAGGCAGGGCAGCCUCAUGGUCUUGGACACUGGUGGGUCGGCCGCCAUAGCCCCAGUAGGACAAACGGGCUCGGGUCUGGGCAGCACCUCUGGUCAGGAGGGUCACCCCGGCCUGCCAGUCUGCCUUCCCCCAACCCCGUGUCCUGUGGUUUGGUUGGGGCUUCACAGCCACACCUGGACUGACCCUACAGGUUGUUCACAGUCAGAAUUGUAUUUUGGAUUUUUACACAACUGUCCCGUUCCCCACUCAAUAGAGAUAUACAGAUAUAUACACACAGGUGGAUGGACGGACGAGACAGGCAGAGAUCUAUAAACAGACAGGCUCUA